This is a messenger RNA of Megachile rotundata (alfalfa leafcutting bee), 312 nucleotides long. RefSeq names its product chymotrypsin inhibitor-like. Lineage: Eukaryota; Metazoa; Arthropoda; Insecta; Hymenoptera; Megachilidae. The record is from RefSeq and is a predicted model, not a curated record.
AUGAAUCGUUAUCAACUUGAAACAGUGACUUUGGUUGACGCGCAAUGCGGCGAAAAUCAAGUUUGGGAUAAUUGUGGUAGUAGCUGUCCAACGACUUGCGAAGAUUCUGGUCCAAAAACAUGUAUCAUGAUUCAAAUAUUAUACACAAAAUCAGAUGAAGGUUGUAUGAUAACAAGGGAACAUACCUUGUCAACCUUAAUGCAUCCCGUGAAGGUUGUACCAAGUUUCUGGCAAUGUGUUGCUGGCUGCACAUGUAAGGAAGGAUUUGUUAAAAACAGUGUUGGAGCUUGCGUCUCGCCAUCUCAGUGUUAA